Fusarium verticillioides 7600 is the source of this 3162-nucleotide messenger RNA. RefSeq lists its product as hypothetical. NCBI's taxonomy places the organism in Eukaryota, Fungi, Ascomycota, Sordariomycetes, Hypocreales, Nectriaceae. Gene Ontology annotation, molecular function: oxidoreductase activity. The record is from RefSeq and is a predicted model, not a curated record. The transcript is spliced from 3 exons. The coding region runs from base 2078 to 2977 and encodes 299 amino acids.
CAGGCGGAAACGCUGCGCUUUUUCUGCUCCUCUUCUUCCCAAAAUAUUACACGAUGACUGCCUUAGUGCGCAAGGCGCCUUGGUUUUUUCUUGGCUUACCCCUGAGUAUAGUCGUCGAUCGAUCUCUUGGCGAGCGUGGAGAAGUUUUGUUUUGGUCUGGGCAAUGGCCUUGCUGACCCCAUGCAAGGAGAGGGGGGGGAUCUCUCAGCUGUUGUCGCGUGUCUCUCGUGUUUGGUGGGUUCGUAAGAAAGAGGGCCCCUUUGCUGUGCUCUGGUCUCGAAAUGAGGUUUCACUUUGCCCUUGAGGAAUGGAUUUGCUGCAGGGUUGACACUGACGCCUCGAAAGGCCUCGACCCGCGGACUCCAUGAGAAUCUGCCUACCCACUAAAGUUCUCCAUUUGCUGACUGUUACAGCGGCCAGCCAGCGACGCCUCUGCCUGAAGCUUCCCGCUGAGUAUCCAGAGUGACCAGUAAAAGCUUGAAUAUUCAUCAGCGCAAUGACGCGCGCCACAGAUAAAAUACUGUUCUACAGAGUUACAAUGAUCUGAUUCUUGCUGACGGGGAAUCAGGCACCAACAUGUCUCUGGGUAUUUUUACUUGCUGCUCCUUCACAAGGAAAUACGUAAGCAAGGAUGCAGAUUAUCCAUACGAGAAAGGAAUUGAGCCGCCCUAGCCGAGGUGGUCAGAAACUGGCCCCAACAUCUGACAUUCCAAUUCAGGAUGCGAUUCAUGAUCCCCAAUUUCUAUGGCUGUUCAAGCAAAGGACUUUUGCUCGCGUGACUACGCCGCUUCCAAUGAUCGACGCUUUUGCACAAAAAUCAAGGAAAUAGUUAUAAACCUCACAAAUGUGGCUGCUGCACGUUUACGUGUCACGAUUAUUAUCCCCAGGCCUACGGUACGAAUCAAGGUUACCGGCACUUCCGCCAACGUACGUCAUUGCCUCUGUUCCCCGGAUUUUUCCAUGGUGAUAGCCACAGUGGCGUCCGGUUACCCGGCACAACGGCCUAGCCACUGGAGCUGGUUGCUGUACAAGAUCUACGGUAGUGCUGUCAGAUUGAUUGACAGUUUUACUUGGUUUAAAAGUUUGUUUGGUACGGUGCUCAGUUGCUAUGGUCGUUACGCUGCUUUUUCCACUUUUCGUGGCAGUGUUUAUCGUCUGAUUCUGCCUGAAGGAUUCGGGAGCCUGGGCGGAAUUGGAUCGUAACUCUGAGACAUCUAUUUCGAGAUGUCGGUAAAGGAAUUGGUUAGGGUCCGGACUAACCCGAUGCUCUCCCUUUCCGUGGUUCUGGAAGUUCCGUCAAGGGUUCCAGACAUAAAGCGGUCCAUUCCGCUAAAUUCCAAGUGACACCUUGGCUCGUUCAAUUGUGUCACUUUACGGUCGUUCAGCCGAAGCUUACGGUGUCAGGCAUGCUAUUAUAUAGCCGAGCGAUUCGUCAUUCCGCUACGAAGCCGUCAAUACUCGUCUAAACGGCACUGGUCAGUAGCGUCUGAAGGUGCCGUAUAACCUUAUCUGAGACCUUGAGGCUCCGCAAGAUUCCAGGGAUACCUGUGUUGAGGCUCUAUGGGCCAUAAGGGGACAGCUUCUGGACGUCAGCUGUUGCCGAGCAAAGCUUGAUUCAAUAUGUUACUGGAAUAGAAGAAGUAAAUUUUUUAAUUGAUGAAACUCAAGUUGAUAUGACAUAUCCUGACCUUUUUUCUUCGCUGUCUGAAGGGACGCACUUGCUUGGAUCAACCACUCAGGGUAUCACUGGUAAGACUCCAUUCAGUCAUUCGAAAAGCUCGUCCUUUUGCUUAUUGGCAAUGAGUGUGCCUUAAUUCGCUGUUCGUCAUUUGUAGACACGCAACUUCAUAAUCGACGGUUGAGAAUCUCUCGCCAGUAUGGCAUCAUGAGAAAGUGGAGAAAGCAAUUAAAAUCAUGCAUUGUGUAUGGCUCAAUAUGGUUGCAUCACCAACGAAAUGUUACAAUGGCGGGGUUGAAGAGACGUCAACAUCCAAGAUAAAGCCUUCAUCGUCAAUCAUUCUUGAAAUUACCUCUCAUCAAAUCCCGUUGUAAAGAAUCCAUCAAUCGACAUAUUAAAAUGGCCAUUCAGAAAGUCGCAGUCGUUGGAGGUUCUGGCCUCAUCGGAUCAAAAAUCGUUGACAGUCUCCUCAAAGCUGGCUUCGAAGUGACAGCUAUCACCAGAAAUGAGUCCUCUGCAACAUUUCCUAGCAAAGUGGUCGUGAAGCGGGUCGACACCACCUCCGUCGACUCAGUAAAGGAAGCCCUGGCUGGUCAAGAUGCGAUCGUAUCAGCCGCCGCAACUGCUGCUGCCGGAAGCCAGAAGGUCAUUAUUGAUGCCGCUAUUGCAGCUCAAGUUCCACGAUUUAUUCCAUCAGAGUUCGGAAUUCCGUCUCGUCAGAAUCGCGACACCAAGAUUGGAAAAAUUCUCAGUGCGAAGAUCCAAAAUACUGACUACUUGAUUGAACUUGCUGAGAAGCAUGAUUGGUUCUCCUGGACUGGCCUCUCUAAUGGAUUGUUCCUUGACUCGGGGCUCAAAAGUGACAGGGGAUUCAUCAACAUCAGAGACCACAAGAUUCGCAUCACCGACUCAGGCAACGAACCCUAUUCCACAACUUCACUCGCCUUCGUGGGCGAAGCUGUAGUUGCUAUCCUGAAGAAGCCAGAAGAGACAAAGAACAAGUAUCUCAACAUCGCCGGUGUUACGACAACUCAGAAUGAAGUUCUGAGGAUUGUCGAGAAGCUCACUGGUGACAAGUUUGAGGUUUCUCAUGCCACUGGCGCUGAGCAGGAGAAGAUUGGAGACGAGAAGAUUGCCAAAGGAGACUUUAGUGCCUUUGGUAAUUAUCUAGAGCAGUUCCUCUUUGCCGAUGGUGCUGGCCAUGCGUUGAAGGGUGACGAGAAUGCGAUUGGGUUGCUUGGGCUGAAGGAGGAGAAUCUCGAGGGGGUUGUCAAGAGUGUCGUAGCUGAGAUUAAGUAAAGUUGAGAGAGGCGGUGAUUCAAGUAUCCAAUUUACGCAUGAGGGUCGAAUACGAAUUAAAUAAGAAAUAAUUGGUAUAUUUGUAGCCAGAUGCAUCGUUACGUUUACUUCCUAACGGAAGAGUCAAGAAAGCGAAUGGCGUUCCUGAGACUCCCAACGUUAGGAAUACCAUCCGCCUCCGGCUU